Messenger RNA from Phanerochaete carnosa HHB-10118-sp, 435 nucleotides. RefSeq lists its product as uncharacterized. The record is from RefSeq and is a predicted model, not a curated record. The transcript has 2 exons. Lineage: Eukaryota; Fungi; Basidiomycota; Agaricomycetes; Polyporales; Phanerochaetaceae. The coding region runs from base 1 to 435 and encodes 144 amino acids.
AUGUCGCUGUCAUCCCUCCUCGUCAUUGGCCUGGAGCUAGAGCAAGCACAAUGGAUCACUCGAUUUCAGGAAAUCCAGUCUGUCUACAUGUCUGUUGUCCCUCAACUACUUUUGCUCCAAGCUAUUGUUCUUACAGCUGGCUCUACAUUUAGUCCUGAAAAUACCAUCCCCAUUUUCUUUGCAUCGCCAGUUGGUCUGAGCUGCUUUGAUUGCAUCACUACUCCUUCCACAAGCAGUUUUUACACCAGCUGUUCAGCCCAGAAGACCUCAUCCAUUCUUACCCUGGAUGACUGCCUAUUGAUAUCAGAAGCCUCUAAAAUCAAUGCUGCCACCACAAAAGCCUCUGUCAAGCUUGCAGAGCAUGUCCACCCCUUCCUUCCCUCCGACAUUCUUAAAAUAGAGCAUAAAGACAUUCAAGAGAUGGAUCCUGCAUGA